This is a messenger RNA of Trichoderma harzianum CBS 226.95, 723 nucleotides long. RefSeq lists its product as hypothetical. The record is from RefSeq and is a predicted model, not a curated record. Bases 105 to 641 code for a protein of 178 amino acids. The transcript is spliced from 2 exons. Lineage: Eukaryota; Fungi; Ascomycota; Sordariomycetes; Hypocreales; Hypocreaceae.
CCAAACCCCUUGGAGAAAAAGCGUUGCAGAUGAAGAGCUUGCCAAGAUAGAGGCUGAGCGGGAAAGGAAGCGAGAGCUGGAAGAGCGCGAGGAUGAGCUGCUAGAUGCAGGCUCCAGGCGCCGAAGAUCAGUAUCUUCACAUUCAGUAUCAACCAUCUCUACAGAUGCCUCAAGAGACUCUCGCUCUCCACCGCCUAGGCGAAGAACUGGGUCUCCUACUCCUGACCGACGGGGACACAGCCAUGAGUUGGCAAGUGACCGCAGCUACAGCCGAAGCCCGUCACCUCCGCGACGAGAGCGGCGUUCAGUAUCACGCGGUAGCCCAUCUCCUUCGCGUGAGGAUCUCCCGCGAGGAGAUAGAGGUCGCCGGGGACAGCCCUCUCAUGGCCGGGAAGACGAUGCUUCACCCCCUCGGCAGCGCCAGCGUGACCAGGAGCCCGGGCGACGCCACGGCAGGCGGCGAAGCUGGUCAGAUUCACGAUCGAGAUCACCACAGCAAGAUGAUCGGCCAUAUCGAAGGCGAGAUGAAGACGGCCCCCAGCGUGGUGGCCGCCGCGGCGGGCGUGGGGGAGGGCAAGGAAGAGCACCGCCCAGAGAGGCCCCCCGAGAGCGAAGUCUCAGCCCCUUUAGCAAACGAUUAGCACUGACUCAGUCUAUGAAUAUGGGUGGAAGAUGAUUGGGUAUCUUAAUUUGGCCGAAUGUAAAUAUUAGCCGUAAUGUCCA